Messenger RNA from Aspergillus costaricaensis CBS 115574, 1998 nucleotides. It is a transcript of the gene pdeA, whose product is annotated as 3',5'-cyclic-nucleotide phosphodiesterase PDE1. The record is from RefSeq and is a predicted model, not a curated record. Gene Ontology annotation, biological process: cAMP catabolic process; negative regulation of glucose mediated signaling pathway; cGMP catabolic process. The transcript has 2 exons. Gene Ontology annotation, molecular function: 3',5'-cyclic-GMP phosphodiesterase activity; 3',5'-cyclic-AMP phosphodiesterase activity. NCBI's taxonomy places the organism in Eukaryota, Fungi, Ascomycota, Eurotiomycetes, Eurotiales, Aspergillaceae. The coding region runs from base 41 to 1624 and encodes 527 amino acids.
GCCCUGGCGACUUUUGCCUUGAGCCAUCUUCACACUCAAAAUGCAAGAGUCUGAAUUGCCUUUUGUAGGCGCAAACCCUUCAGAAGCAGCUGGCCAAGGAGAUGGACCCGGUCCUCCAAGUCUGCAGAUAAUCGUGCUGGGUCCGACAGGAGGUCCCCGUGAGGAUAGAGUCACUGGACUUCUGGUCCGAUCCACAUCCACCAAAUGGUCCGCAAACUCGAUCGUAGCUGUUGAUGCGGGCACCCUUCUAUGUGGCAUCAUCGACACUUUGGAACCAUGUGAUAAUAACCAAAAGUCGUCGGAUCAGGGGCCAUUUGCUGGGCUCGAACUGCCACAUAACAAUGUACCAGCAAAUGCAGCCCAUGUUUUCCGGCAUAUUAUCGGCGCUGUCUGCAUCACACAUCCUCAUCUAGACCACCUGUCAGCGUUUGCCAUCAACACUCCAGUUCUGGAGGCUGGAAGUGGCGCGAAAACGUUGGCCGCCCUGCCUUCGGUGGUUGCUGCUAUUAAGACUCACGUGUUUAACGAUGUGAUUUGGCCAAACCUCUCUGAUGAGGAUGGCGGUGCUGGCCUUGUUACCUACCAACGACUAAUGGAGGGCGGAAACCCCAUGAUGGGGCGUGGUGAUGAAAAAGGCUAUACGCGAGUCUGCGAGGGCUUGUUGGCAAAAUGCCUGGCUAUCAGUCACGGGUGUUGCAGGCAGAGAUCUAGCGUCGACAAUGACAUUCAACGCCGGAUGAGCAGCGCCCCUUUUGGUGUUGACCCAAUGAGGUUGAACCCAAGGGCCUAUUCGAUGUCAUUCGACGAGCCAGAGACCGGCUACUUUUCCGGAGCACGUUCGCCAGGCUAUCGCGUACCCGGCAAGGAUGGCUGGGCCACCGUGGAGUCGUCAGCUUUCUUCAUCCGUGAGCCUACGACAAAGCGAGAAGUGAUCAUCUUCGGCGACGUUGAACCUGACUCGAUCUCAAUGAAUCCGCGCAAUAGACGCGUGUGGGAAGCAGCAGCACCGAAGAUCGUUGCCUCUCAACUGCGAGCGAUCUUCAUUGAAUGCUCCUAUAACGAUGAUGUUGACGACGCCUCCUUAUACGGCCAUUUGUGCCCCCGUCACUUGAUCGAUGAAUUGAUUGUAUUGGCACAGAAGGUUACAGAAUUGAAAUACCCAGAUUCGUUUUCGAUAAGAAAACGCAAACGUGCGAGUGCCCCCGAGGCAGCCGGCGAUCCAGCUCUCAGUCCCAAGUCAAAGAAGGCUGCUCUCGCUGGCGAGAAAAGUGGAGGAGGCUCUCGUCGGGGAUCGGCCAGGACGUCACGUCGCCAUACGCGUGCCAGAGUUGCUGUAGAAGACAUUGACGAAAACAUGGAAGGAAGCCCAGCCGUUUCCCACGCUCCGAGUGAAGUUGGUAUGGAUGUGUCGCUGGCAGAAAGUUCAGACCCUCUCACGGUGCUCCAGUGGCCAGAACCACCUCUGACCGGACUACUAGUCUAUAUCAUACAUAUCAAGGACGAUAUGAAUGAUGGCCCACCUCCUCAGGAGCGGAUCCUGCAAGAACUUAAAGCCCAGGGACAAGCUGCUGGACUAGGAUGCGAGUUUCGAGUUCCCACACGUGGCGAGAGCGUCUUAAUCUGAUGUCGGUUACCGCAAGUCCAUCAUGGCUUGUCUGCCUUGCACCGAACAUGUCCGGUGCUCCUUACUUCUUGUGACACGGAACCAUGCAAUAGAGGGGAACAUAUCAACGGGCUAUAUCUAUACAUGACUGUGGACCAUGUCAUAUGAAUCCAGUUCUCAUCUGGGGGCCUUGUCUGCAAUGAUGAUCCUUAGUGCAUCUUUCCCUUACUUUUCCAUUCCUAUAUGUUCUAUCCUACUUCUCUUGUUCUAUCUUUUGGCGCGGCUUUUGUGAGCAGAUUUAUCUCUCGUUUACCCUUUUGCUAUUGCAUCAUGUGAUUUAGCAGAUACCACCGGUGCAAUCGAACAUAUUGUCAUUAGAAUCAGAAUUAUUAACC